Messenger RNA from Sarcophilus harrisii (Tasmanian devil), 3643 nucleotides. RefSeq names its product MDM2 binding protein (gene MTBP). Gene Ontology annotation, biological process: regulation of protein ubiquitination; traversing start control point of mitotic cell cycle; protein localization to kinetochore. Gene Ontology annotation, cellular component: kinetochore. The record is from RefSeq and is a predicted model, not a curated record. The transcript is spliced from 19 exons. NCBI's taxonomy places the organism in Eukaryota, Metazoa, Chordata, Mammalia, Dasyuromorphia, Dasyuridae. Bases 1055 to 3382 code for a protein of 775 amino acids.
UGGCAGGUGGCGGGCGGCUCUUAGAAAGGUUAAACUCAAAGUCAGAGGGUGACUAACAAUGAGGGUCUACAGGUUGGGGUGUUUGGGCAAGUUUCCUCAGCUCUAAAAGAAAGUUACCAAUAGAUGACCCUGGAGAUCAUUGCCAGCUCUUAUCUGUGAUCACAUGAAUAAACUUGCUACAAUUUUAUGUGAUUUUAAUGGACAUGGCACUUAAACUGAACAAAUUGUCUGUGAGAUGCCUCGAUGAAUUGUUUCCUAUUUCAAAACAAGGUGCAUUUUUAUUUUUUUUAGCUUUCAAAGUUAAUAAUUAAUCUUACUACUUAGUGACAUUAGUAUUUACCUUUUAUUAAUAAGACUGUAUAAGGGUUUUGACAAAUCUUCGGGGAAGGUCUUGAAGACAUUGAAUAUAUCUGGCUGGUAUGCUUAUUAAGAUUUAUUUAGGAUCAAGUUUUGCUGAUGUCCUUGAAUUCUCUUCAAGAAGGGAGUUCACCAUGUUGGGGGUAUGUGAUAACAGUGAGAAGAGUUCUUCCUCUCCCCUACUCUGACUGAAUCAUGCUUUCCAGUGCUUUUAACUACUUUUCAAAUUAUUAUGAUAAUAAAAUUCUAGCAUAAACAAAUGGAAUGAAUAACCCUUGUGUAGAUAAUGCCAAAAAUAUUAGGUACCGCUAUUACCUUAUUAGGCACCACAUUGUUACCUGAUAAACUUUGAGCCUUACUGUAUUUUGUUUUUAAGUCAGCUCUUGCCCUUUUUGGUAGUGACUGGUAGGUGAAACAAAACCUCAGUCUUAAUUUUCCUGUCUUGAACUCGAAGUAUUAUAGAAUUGUUUGGUUUUUCUUUCAUUUGUAGAUAAUGAAAAAUAUGGUAGCUAUCUAAUUUUAAUCAGGUAAUAAACCCAGUUAAUAAUUUCCCUUUCAUUAGUUCUGACUAGUGGAAAAUCCUAUCAUGUCAUGUAUUUUUGCUUGUAUAACAUUUCAUAUUAUUUUGAAUAUAUGAACAUUUAAAAAUUACCUGUUCUUUAAUGUUUCUGUAGUAACUUGCAGGUGAUUUUAUUUAAUGUUUUCCUUUUAUUCAUCUUCUAAUAUUAGUAGAAAAAUAAAGAAUACGCAGAAGCAAAAAGAAAGUCUGUUUGAAGAAGCUGCAGAAAAUUUGCAUCAGUUAUCGGACAAACUUCCUGCUCCUGGUAGAGCAAUUAUAGAUAUAAUAUUACAACCCUUUGAACAAGAUUCUUCAAAAUUGAAAGACUGUUUACCUGUUAUUGGUGCAUUGAAACACUUGAGGGAGUGGCAUUCAGCAAAAAUUACUAUAGCUGCAAAUAAUUGCAAAGGAAGUUGCCAGAAAAUUGCAACAUAUCUUUCAGCUGAUAUUGUGGCCCUAGAUGACAUAAAACAUGUAAUUGACUGCAAAGAAUUAUGGAGAGGGAAGAUUCAGAUAUGGGAGAGAAAGUUUGGAUCUGAAAUAAAGUUUCCAGAAUUUAGUCUAAGAGGAAUCUCACCAAAAAUUCAAAACUCAUCUUAUUUAAAUACUUCUACCAAGGAGACAGUAAAAUCAAAGGAUAGGAAUGUUUUGCCAGAGGUUUUUCAUUAUUACGGCUCUGUUUUAGAGUUCAUACAGAUGGUGUCAUUGUCAGAUCUCCCAUCAUACUAUAUGUCGGAUGUUGAAUUUGAAUUAGGAUUGACAAGAAACAAUACAAAGGAGAAUUCCAAAUUGCUGUUGGAACAGAUUUCAUCUCUCUGUGGCAAGGUUGGAGCACUCUUUGUUUUACCUUGUAGUGUAAGUAACAUACUUAUUCCACCACCAAGCCAGCUGAGUACAAGGAAAUGGAAGGAGUAUAUAGCAAAAAAGCCCAAAACUAUCACUGUUCCAGAUGUUGAAGUGAAAGGAGAAUGUUCAAGUUAUUAUCUUUUGUUGCAAGGUAAUAACAAUGGGCGAUGUAAAGUGACGUUGAUUUAUUCAGCUAAUCAGAUCAAUGGUUCAGCUGCACUCAACCUAAUUCAUGGAAAUAUGAAAACAAAGCCAGAAGGAAGCUUUCCUAUUGACUUCAUCUGUCCACUACCAUGUUUCUCUGGAGAGCAGGUUGUACAAAGGGAAAAGCAGCUGGCUAAAGUCCAAGAUUUGGCUUUGAAGGAAUAUAUGAGAAGAAAAGAAUCUAUAGAACAGCCAGUUACAAUUUCUACUAAUGAACUCAAUACUUUGUUAUCACUCACAAGAGAACAUUUUUUAGAAUUUUUUGAUGCUAGUAUUCCUAAAACAACUCUUCACACUACUAGAAACAAAAUCAAAACCUCAGAAGUAUUAAGAGAAUCCACAUUUUUGGAAACUAAUCCUUUGGAAUGGCCAGAAAGACAUGUUCUUCAGAACUUGGAAACCUUUGAAAAAGCUAAGCAAAAAUUCAGAAUUCCUAUGCUGUCACGUUCAUCUGAGCAAUUGCUGGGCCAUAAGGAUGGUCAUCGGGAAUCAGUUACAUUAUUAGAUGCAAAAGAACUGCUGAAAUACUUUACACCAGAUGGAUUACCAAUUGGAGAUCUUCAGCCUUUGCAAAUCCAAAAGAGUGAAAAUACUUUUCUUCUGACACCAGAACUUACACCUGGAAAAGUACAAGUCUUACCUUUUGAAAAAGCUUCUGUGUGUCACUAUCAUGGAAUUGAAUACUGUCUGGAUGACCGAAAAGCCUUAGAAAGAGAUGGAGGAUUUUCUGAACUUCAGUCCCGUCUCAUUCGUUAUGAAACUCAGACUACGUGUACAAAAGAGUGUUUCCCUGUACCCUGUGUCUUGAGCCCUCUUCCAUCACCUGCAGUUUUGUCAGAGCCUGGGAGUGUCCCAGAUGGAGAAGCUUUGCAGAGUGAACCAAGAACUGAAGUAUCUAGACUGAAGCGGAGAUCAAAAGAUACAGAUUACUUUUAUCCCACAAAGAGCAGAUUAACAAAAUCUGAAAGCUCUGAUUCACUUCUUUCUCAAGCAAGUGGUAAUAGUGGACUUCAUCAUGCAGUGACAACUACAAGAUCUAACCCACAUCGAUCUUUAUCUGCAACUUGUCCAUCUAUUCAGGCAGCUAGUUCUGAAGUUCGAAAAGUAACUUCAAAGGCAGGUGUAGGUCAGAGAAAUGUACAAGAAUCAGACCCAAAAAGGCAAGCUAAGGAAUCAAGAUCACAGAAACAUACUCGGAUGCUGAAAGAAGUGGUUACUAAAACUCUAAAGAAACACAACAUUUCUGAGGACCAUGGUUGUUUUUCAGCCUGUAGUCAGCGUCUCUUUGAGAUAUCUAAAUUCUAUCUAAAGGAUCUGAAAACUUCAAGAGGUCUGUUUGAAGAAAUGAAGAAAACAGCAAAUAGCAAUGCUAAACAGGUGAUUGAAUGGGUAUUAGAGAAGACGAACAAGAAAUAACAGAUUGAUUCUGUUUGAAUAUAUUGUUAAAUUAUGGGAGGUUAUUUGACAUUCUUCUGUCUCACUGAAGUUCUAAGUUUCAAAUUUGGCUCAAAAAUUUGUUCAAUUUAAGAUUAUUUUAUUUUAUUGACUUCCUUUAAUCCCUACAGAUUUAGGGAUGUUUAGCUAUAUACUUUUAAAUUUAUAUGCAUAUUUAUACUAUUUUUCUGUACUUUAACAAGAGAAAAUAUUUUAUAUGUUUUGUAUAGUUAUUAUUUACAG